Molecule: messenger RNA, 818 nt
Organism: Trifolium pratense (red clover)
Lineage: Eukaryota; Viridiplantae; Streptophyta; Magnoliopsida; Fabales; Fabaceae
Product: nuclear transcription factor Y subunit B-4
Exons: 1
Coding region: 121-459 (112 amino acids)
Biological process (GO): regulation of transcription by RNA polymerase II
Cellular component (GO): nucleus; CCAAT-binding factor complex
Molecular function (GO): RNA polymerase II cis-regulatory region sequence-specific DNA binding; protein heterodimerization activity; DNA-binding transcription activator activity, RNA polymerase II-specific
Source: RefSeq, a predicted model, not a curated record
GUAAAAUCAGACAAUCUAUUUAAAGCAAGUAUGUCCACAAGAUGAAAAAAACAAGAAACAAGGGUUUCAUUCAGAAAACAAGUACAACUACAACACUAUGUAAUAAUAGUAGCUAGAAAAAUGAACGGUGGUGAAGGAGACAAAACAUUGCCAAUAGCAAAUGUGAGUAGAAUAAUGAAACAAAAUCUUCCUCCCAAUGCAAAGAUCUCAAAAGAAAGCAAACAACUGAUGCAAGAAUGUGCGACAGAGUUCAUAAGUUUUGUGACAGGUGAAGCAUCUGACAAGUGUCACAAAGAGAAUCGAAAGACUGUUAGUGGAGAUGACAUCUGUUGGGCUCUUUGUUCAUUAGGGUUUGAUAACUAUGCUGAAGCCAUUGGAAGGUAUUUGUAUAAAUUCAGACAAGCUGAACUUGUUAAAUUGAAUCAGAACAAACUUGAGACAUCAAAAGACAAAGUUUGAGGAUGGUAUCUGCUAAAAUGAUAUAUAUUCAUCUCAAUAGAUAUCAUCUUAAGAAAAGGAAUGAAACCCUAAUUAGAGAUCGGUACUUAAGAAAUUAAUCCACCAAAAGUAUCAAUUUCUAAUUAGGGUUUCUUUCCUUUUCUGAAGAUGGUUUCUGAUAAGAUGAACAUUUCUUGUUUUGUUGGAUGUUGUGAGGUAAUUAUAAUGAAUUUGCAAAUUAAGGGGUUAAAUUCCAUUUCUUCUAUCUUGAAUAUAAAUAUUGUAUCACUGCAUUUUUUUGGUUUUUUGUUUUUGUAUUGAAGUAAUUGUAUCAGUUUAUUGAGCUUCUUAUGGUAUAAACUAUAAAGAAUGAAGUAAUU